ACCGGGCUACCAUGGAACUGCGGCCGGUGAGCGGGCCCGUCCCUUUGAGCAGCCAACACGUGGGAAUGACCAGCAAUCCCAGCUACCUACCCGACGAUAUGCGGUUUGCGUGAAGCUUAACGGGAGAGAUCGGAAUUGAUUUGGCCGAUGUGGAGCUGAAGGGGUCUGGCUCUGGCUCUAUGUCUCCGAGCCAAGCAUUUCUUCGAAGGUAGUCCUGACUGCGUACGUAUCUCUGCUCCGAUAAGUGAGCAGAUUCCACAUGUUUGUGCUACGGUGCAGUCACGGAGCCGCUGUAGAGGCUGGUUGUUUGGUUUGCUCAAAGCCAAGCAGGCUGUCGCGGCGAACAGGGAUGUCAAUGAAGCUGGGACAAUCACUUUACUUAACGCUGACACACAAAGUACCCUUUGGGGUCUGUAGUUCGGUGCUGCUCGUGCAUGUGGGUGGCACUUAUGUUCGACAUGUACCAGCUUCUGAUGACGUCCUGGUUCAGACGUGUUGGACGAGGGCGGAAGCCAUGCUCCGACUUAAUUGCCUUCUCGCCGAUAAUGUGAUAGCUAGAAGUGGCCCUCUGCCAUUCUUGUGUGGUGUGCCCGGCCAGGAAUGUACAAUCGGCCGGAUGGCAAGCCCUCUGACAAGGCUGCUCUCUGGAACGAAAGUGACAAUGUCUGCUCAAGCAUGGAAAACUCGAUUCCCGGUGAAAGCUUUUCUGAAAGAUACGUGGCCGUGGUGCGGAUGUCAAAGCCCUAAGUCCUCCGACCUCCGAUAAGUGAGACAAACCCAGACCAACAGGUGAAGGAUCUUCUCGAACGGUGCUGAACCUGCUCACCUUCUCGGACACUGUCCGUAAGUGGGUCCUAUCAAUCUUAUCAAUCGAUGCCAAGAUCUGAGUCCUGCCCAAUCACCAUGUUUCUCGGCGGAGACUAUACGACAACGUUGGCACAGCCAAGACACCAAACAACAAAAAAAGUGUGGAAGCUCCCCUCCCUGGAAAUCAGGGC
Aspergillus brunneoviolaceus CBS 621.78 is the source of this 998-nucleotide messenger RNA. RefSeq lists its product as uncharacterized. The transcript has a single exon. Lineage: Eukaryota; Fungi; Ascomycota; Eurotiomycetes; Eurotiales; Aspergillaceae. The record is from RefSeq and is a predicted model, not a curated record. Bases 260 to 766 code for a protein of 168 amino acids.